Geodia barretti is the source of this 1545-nucleotide messenger RNA. Lineage: Eukaryota; Metazoa; Porifera; Demospongiae; Tetractinellida; Geodiidae. The record is from the annotation of a GenBank genome assembly.
AUGCCCGAUGACGCGCUCGGUAAACCGAACAUCAUCGUCAUCCUGGUGGAUGACAUGGGCUACUCGGACAUCGGAUGCUUCGGGUCGGAGAUACGCACGCCCAACCUGGACUCGCUUGCGGCAGGCCGGCUGCGAUUUUCGCAGAUGUACAAUGCGGCGCGCUGCUGCCCCUCCAGGGCCGCACUGCUGACCGGCUUGAACCCGCACCAGGCCGGCGUGGGUCACAUGGUCGCCGAUCUCGGAGUGCCCGAGUACCAGGGCUAUCUGAAGGAGAACGCGGUCACAAUCGCCGAGGCGCUCAAGGCAGACGGCUAUUCCACUUUCAUGUCCCGGCAAGUGUGGGUCACGUGGGCGGCGACUACAUUGGCCGCCGACGAUCUCGUGGACUCCAGCCGCUCCCACGUCUCCAACUCCGACACAGCGCGGUGUUCGACGUACCGCUAUGUCGGCAUCCUGACCGGAGCGGGCAACUUCUAUCCUACGUCCCAAGACCUGAUGGACCAGGACACACUAGUUCCCCUUACCGACCUAGACGAAUUCUACCUGACCGAUGCGAUCAGCGACAACGCGGUGAGCAUGAUCGGCGAGGCGGUAUCUCAGGGACCAAACCCUGUUCUCAGGAUAUUCGCAUGGCCGCUAUACGCCGCCCAGAUCGACCGCAUGGACCAGGGCGUGGGCAGAAUCCUGGAAGCCCUGCGCUCCGGGGGUGUAGUCGACAACACACUCAUCAUGUUCCUGUCGGACAACGGCGGGUGUGCCGAGUUCCUUGCCGAAGACGGCAGCAUGCCCCAACCCGCGAGGUACGGAGGUAUCAAUCCUGACGGCACACCAGUUGUCGUCGGAAACAUCCCCGGACUCCGCCCAGGAGGUCCACAGACCUUCAUGAGCUACGAUUUACCGUGGGCAAACGCCUCCAAUACGCCGUUCCGCCGGUUCAAACGCUGGACGCACGAGGGCGGAAUAUCCACGCCGCUCAUCAUGAGUUGGCCAACGAGGAUUCAAGAGUCCGGCAUCGUGCACUCACCUGUCCACCUCAUCGACAUUAUGCCCACCUGCCUGGAUGCCGCCGGCGCCUCGCACCCAACUGAGCGCGCGGGCCAGCAGACCAUCCCUCUCGAAGGCGAAAGUAUGCUGUCCACUGUCAAUCGCGGGGACUGGGAGCGCGAGAGUCCGAUAAUCUGGGAGCACGAGGGCAGCAGGGCCGUGAGACAGGGGCAGUGGAAGCUCGUGUCCGCGAUAGGCGGCGGCUGGGAACUCUACAACAUGGAACGCGACCGCACGGAGUUGGACGACUUAUACGCUCGAAAUCGCUCCAAGGCCCAGGAGUUGGAGCGAAUCUAUCAAGAGUGGGCCACCGCUGCGGCGUGCUGCCGUGGUCCGUCAUCAGCCCGGACUGGAACCCGAGGAUGCGCGGCCAGAGCGUCCAUCUUUCAGGCUAACGCCCUAUACUGCGCCCCCGAACCGUCGUUUCAGCGGAGGCUGGAACCUGGCGACGAGACCAGGGAGCCCGACACCCGAAGCCUGACACCAACCAUUAAACACUGA